AUGGAGCCGACCAAGGAGCCAGAGUCGCCUAUUGAGGCGUUGAAGGUUCUUCCAAAUAAUACGCAUCAGAAUUGGUUGAAGGAUCGGGGAUUGCGGAAGCUCAACGCUGGGAUCGCACUUAUGUUCGCGUCGUCUGCUGGAACAGGAUAUAAUGGAAGCUUGAUCAAUGGAUUAUUGGUGCUACCUGAAUUUAAGAGUGCAAUCAUUCAUGGCCUCACGCCGAGUAUUAUUGGCCUGAUCAUUGCCGCCACCUCCCUGGGCGCCUUUGUCUCAUUUAUCCCGGCAUCCUAUAUCGCUGAUAGAUUUGGCCGGAAGGUGUGCGUUGGGAUUGGAUCUUGUCUGGUGAUAAUUGCAUCUGUGGUUCAAGUCGGCGUCAAAAGCCACUGGCUAUUUUUCGGCAUGCGAGUUUUGGCCGGCGCGGGCGUGGGCACUGCACAAACAGCUGCUCCCUUGUUGGCAACAGAGAUCGCCCAUCCAAGACAAAGACAGACGGCUACAGCUUUGUACAAUGCGUGCUGGUGCAUGGGAUCGAUUGCAUCGGCAGGUAUCACCUUUGCAACGUUGUCAAUGUCCGGCAGCUGGUCCUGGCGGAUUCCUUGCUUUCUGCAAGCGAUGUACCCUCUGACUCAACUGAUCGGUCUCUUCAUUGUGCCUGAGAGCCCGCGCUGGCUGAUAUCAAAGGGCAGAAAGGAUGAAGCUUUUGUGAUAUUGGCGAAGUAUCAUGCAAAUGGUAGCAUGGAUGAUGAAUUGGUUCUGCACGAAUACGAGCAGAUUUGCAACACUAUACAUGCAGAGAACGCAACUCCUAGCCGCUGGAGCUCUUUCUUUGCCAGUAAAGGAGAAUUCCACCGCCUGGGAAUUUGUGUGCUGGUCGGACUCAUGCAGGAGUGGGCUGGAAAUGGUAUUAUCUCUUACUAUCUGGCUCCUAUUUUGAAUUCUGUUGGAAUUUCGCGAGCCUCCGACCAAGCUGCUGUCAACACCGGCUUGCAGGUAUGGAACUUGAUCCUCUCUUCUACAGGAGCGGUGGCCUCCGAGAAGUAUGGCAGAAGAUUUAUGUGGCUGCUUGGUACGGCUAUUAUGUUGCUUUUCUUGUCCGGAACCACUAUAGUUUCGGGACUUUUUAUGGAGAUGAACAUCAAAGCUGCAGGACUGGCUAUGGUACCGAUGCUUUUCCUGUUCUUCAGUGGUUUUGAUCUCGCAUACUCACCUCUUUUCAUCGCGUACCCGGCGGAAAUCCUUCCAUUCCAGCUUCGCGCCAAAGGCAUGGCAGUGACAUUGAUGACGGAUGCUGCAGCCUGCUUUUUCAACCAGUAUGUUAACCCGGUGGCAUUUUUGGCGCUGCAGUGGAAGUACUAUAUUGUGUAUGUGAUUUGUCUUGUUUUCUUUUUGGCGAUGGUGUACUUCUUCUUCCCAGAGACGAAGGGUCGGUCUCUUGAAGAGGUGGCAAGGAUCUUUGAUCGCGAUUGCAAGCCUACUACCACUGUGGAGGAGAUUGACGGGAAGAGCAGCGAGGAUGAGAAAAACUGA
This is a messenger RNA of Penicillium waksmanii, 1527 nucleotides long. RefSeq lists its product as uncharacterized. Bases 1 to 1527 code for a protein of 508 amino acids. Gene Ontology annotation, cellular component: membrane. Gene Ontology annotation, biological process: transmembrane transport; carbohydrate transport. Gene Ontology annotation, molecular function: carbohydrate:proton symporter activity. The transcript is spliced from 3 exons. NCBI's taxonomy places the organism in Eukaryota, Fungi, Ascomycota, Eurotiomycetes, Eurotiales, Aspergillaceae. The record is from RefSeq and is a predicted model, not a curated record.